Molecule: messenger RNA, 2549 nt
Organism: Triticum aestivum (bread wheat)
Lineage: Eukaryota; Viridiplantae; Streptophyta; Magnoliopsida; Poales; Poaceae
Exons: 15
Coding region: 1-2166 (721 amino acids)
Cellular component (GO): nucleus
Molecular function (GO): promoter-specific chromatin binding; protein binding
Source: RefSeq, a predicted model, not a curated record
AUGGAGCUAGCGCCCAGCUUACUGCCCAAGGUCAAAACUCGGACGAUCAACAAGAGAACAGCGAAGGACGGGCUGUCUCUCCAUGCUUGGAUGAAUGAUAUUGUGGGGGAUAUGAACACCGAGGACUUGGCGCAGUUCAUAAGGCUAUGGGAGGCGUUGGUGAACAUCCAAAUCCACCAGGGUUCGGAGGACAUGCCGUACUGGGCUUGGAACGAGCCAGGCACCUACACAGCCUCUUUUGCUUACAAGAUGAUGUGUGAAGGAAGUAUCAAGUUUCAGCCGGCGGCAGCCAUCUGGAAAAGCAAAGCACCACUCGCUUGCCAAAUCUUUAUGUGGCUGGCACUUCAGUACAGGCUAUGGACUUCGGAUAGGAGAGCUCGACAUGGUCUUCAAGAAACAACAUCGCCAUGCUUUCUCUGCGAUCAAGAGGAAGACACUGUGGACCACAUUCUGUCUCAGUGCGUGUUCGCUAGGCAGGUGUGGUUCCUCUGCUUCGCCAGGAGGGGGAUUGAUCUUGCCCUGCUUCCGGAUGGCAAUGCUCCCUUGCAAAGGAACGACAGAGUUUUUGGUAGGGAUGGCAUCACAAAUGAGCUAGGCACUGUGGAGUGCAUCUUUAGAGAGCGAAAGCUGUGGGAAUUAGCCACUAAGUCUCUCCCCGUCGCGCGCGCCAGCUCGCCGGCGCGCACGCACGCACGCGGACGCAGAAAUGGCGGGCGACUCUCCGGCCACCGCCUCCGCCUCCGCCCCCGCCCCCGCCCCCGCCCCGGCGUCGCCGUGCCCCGCCCCUCCCGGCCCACGGACCCCGACUUCCUCAGCUGCGUCCUCCAGCCCCCGACCCCCUCCUCCUCAACCUCCCGCCCCGACCCCGACUACGCCGCCCUCCGCCGCCUCCUCCUCCGCCGCAAGUCCUCCUCCGCGCUCAACCACCGCAUGGAGUGGCGGUGCAACGGCAAGGGCUACGUCGUCUACCGGAACUUCCUCCUCCGCCGUAUCGAAGCCGCCUCAAGCAGCGCCCACAGCACGCCCAGCAACAGUGGGAGGUGGUUUGCUAGCCCUACUACAUUUUCUGAAGCAGACAGCUGGAGUUCUAUCAGGGACCUCAGAAGUAACAGCGGUAAGUUAAGCCGCACCUUGAGUGUCAGCUCAAAGCAUAGUGAACCUGAGCGCCAUGUCAGAUUCGCCGAACCUGCGUACUCGUUUGUUGGAAUGCAUUGCAUCUUUGACAACUGCAAAGCAUCAGUUACCGUAUUGCAAUUUGGCCGCACGAAUUCAGAUCUGCUUGCUUAUGGUUCAUCCGAUGGCAGUUUGACGGUUUGCCAGGUUUCUGAGCCACCCUCUGUUCUUCAAAAAUUAACAGGACAUUCAAAAGAUAUCACAGAUUUUGAUUUUUCAUCUAAUAACCAGUACAUAGCUUCAUGCUCCAUGGAUAAAACUGUGAGAGUGUGGGAGAUCUCUAAAGGCACUUGUAUCAGAGUCGUAUAUGGAGUUUCUUCCCAGCUAUGCAUCUGCUUUCAUCCCGUGAACAAUAAUUUGCUGUUAGUUGGCAAUGCAAACAGGGAAAUCAAUGCAAUUAAUUUUAGUACUGGGAGAGUAAUCAGCAAACUCACCUGUGACAAUGCGGUUACAGCAUUGGAUAUCGACCACACUGGUCAGCUUAUUUUUGCUGGUGACGCGCAGGGUUACAUAUACACUAUUAGUGUGAACUCUCACACAGGGUCUUUAUCUAGAACUCAUAAGAACAAGAGUUGUAAGAGCAAAUCUUCCGUUACAACCAUCCAGUACCGUACCUUCUCUCUCGUAGCACGUUGUCCAGUACUUCUCUCUUGUGCUCAAGAUGGAAACCUGUAUUUCUUCAGCAUUGCAACAAAUUCCCAUGGAUACUUGACUCUCAUAUGCUCUCUAAAAUUGGCUUCACCAGUGCAGAAUAUCCGUGCUUCUUUCUGUCCACUUCUUUCCCUUGAGAAAGGGGAAUUCAUAGUUACUGGCAGUGGAGAUUCGAAUGUUUACUUCUAUGAUUUGGCUCGGCCAAAGAAUUCAUGUGUAAAUAAACUGCAGGGACACGGCUCUCCAGUAAUGGGAGUAGCCUGGAAUCACGGGGAAAAUUUGCUCGCCUCAUCCGAUUCAGACGGUACAGUUAUUGUAUGGAAACGAGCAAAAACUAAUUAGAGUGAACGCCACAUCUCGAGGAUGCUUGUAUACAGCAAUUGUAGAGGCUGAUACAUUGUCCCAACAGAGGCAUUGCCUAGCGCGCAUUGUACCCGCCACCAUGUUGUUUGUAACAUACCACAAGGCCUGGGCAAGAAGAUGGACCGGCCUUCGAUUAUAUUUACAGAAGUAUAGGUCUCCCAGUAGAGUGUAAAUCAUUUUUUUUUCCCCGGUGUAUCUUGUAUCAUUUCAUGCUUUUGCCCCCAAUUACAUUGAUUUUGUUGUUCAAUACUGAAAGGUAUAGUGGAAAUAGUACCCUGGGUUUUCAAAUCCAUUUGGUGCAUCAUGAUGUUGCUCUUCAAAACAAAGUUUAUGAACUGAAAUGGAUUUGCUGCAUUAUUCGA